AUGAUCCGUGAGCUGGAGGACCAAGGGGUGGUCAGCAAAGCCCACUCCCCCUUCAACAGCCCCAUCUGGCCUGUGCGCAAAUCUGAUGCAGAAUGGAGAUUGACUGUGGACUAUCGUGCCGUGAAUGAAGGGACUCCACCGCUGAGCGCUGCCUCCUACGGGCGGGUGCUGCUGGCGGAGCCGCGGGACGGAGGUGCGCGGGUGGCGCUGAAGCUGCUCUCCAAGGAGCGCACGGCCAGGUGCAGCUUCCUGCGGGAGUUCUGCACUCACCUGUGCCUGCGGGGGACACUCACCUGUGUCCAGGUGCUGCCGCUCGCCUUCGAGACCCCCACGGAGUUCGGCUUCGCCCAGGAGCUCGCACCUGCCGGGGACCUGUGCGGCCUGCUCACACCUGGGGUGGGUCUCCCGGAGCCGCAGGUGAAGCGCUGCGCCGCCCAGGUGUGCGCAGCCCUGUCCUACCUGCACGGCCACGCCCUGGUUCACCGCGACCUGAAGCUGGACAACGUGCUGGCCUUCGACCGCGAGUGUCACCUGGUCAAGCUGGGCGACUUCGGCCUGACGCGCGUGCUGGGCUGGCAGGUGCGGCCCGCCGCCGGCCCCGCCCCCUACGCCGCACCUGAGCUCUGGCACCUGCGCGCAGGUGAGGCGCGGCUGCGGCUGGAGCCGGCGCUGGACACCUGGGGGAAGCAGCGCCUGGGAUCCGUCCCCCUGCGAGUCCCGGGGAAGCUCUUCCCGUUCUUCGGCCCCGGCUCUGUUGGGAAUGCUCUGGGGGUCCGGCCCGCGGGGGUCUGA
This is a messenger RNA of Ficedula albicollis (Collared flycatcher), 792 nucleotides long. RefSeq lists its product as uncharacterized. Gene Ontology annotation, molecular function: protein serine/threonine kinase activity; ATP binding. Gene Ontology annotation, biological process: peptidyl-threonine phosphorylation; peptidyl-serine phosphorylation. Bases 1 to 792 code for a protein of 263 amino acids. The record is from RefSeq and is a predicted model, not a curated record. NCBI's taxonomy places the organism in Eukaryota, Metazoa, Chordata, Aves, Passeriformes, Muscicapidae. The transcript has 5 exons.